This is a messenger RNA of Diabrotica balteata, 489 nucleotides long. The record is from the annotation of a GenBank genome assembly. NCBI's taxonomy places the organism in Eukaryota, Metazoa, Arthropoda, Insecta, Coleoptera, Chrysomelidae.
AUGUCUCGAAGUGUAACCGUAGCAGUGGCGUAUAUUAUGUCUGUUACUACUUUGAACUGGAAAGAAGCUUUAAAAGUUGUGAGAGCAGGACGAGCGGUUGCCAAUCCUAAUUUAGGUUUUCAAAAGCAAUUAGAGGAAUUUGAAUGCACUAGGUUACUUGAGGAAAGAAGACGUUUAAAAGAAAGGUAUCCUAGCCUGGCGUUAGUAUAUAGGGAUCAAGAGCAGUGUGCUCUGAUGCUCAAUAAUUACGAAGAACUGUUACAGUCCCGUUCGAUUUGUGAAGGAAAAUGUGCCUUAGGGGAACAAUGCCCUACUGGGUUGUGUCGGUCUGGAAGUACGCAAAAGAGGACGAGAAGAAGAAAUAGUAGGUCUCAGUCUGAAAUGCGCAGGAGUCCGAGUAGUACAAGUACCAAUAGCAAUUGCAGUACGAGUAGUAGUAGACCUCGGUCCAGUCCUUCGGGUCUACGAAGUUAUACUGGUAUAAAUUAA